Dendronephthya gigantea is the source of this 2351-nucleotide messenger RNA. RefSeq lists its product as uncharacterized. The record is from RefSeq and is a predicted model, not a curated record. The coding region runs from base 314 to 2299 and encodes 661 amino acids. NCBI's taxonomy places the organism in Eukaryota, Metazoa, Cnidaria, Anthozoa, Malacalcyonacea, Nephtheidae. The transcript has 8 exons.
CUUGCCAUAUGGGAUUAUAUGCUCGUGGACAAAUUUAUAAAUUUAUAAUUUGAGUUCGAUGCUCAGUAUUAUGGAAUGUAAACAGAAUUCCGCCCCACUAAACAUGGAAAUAAUUUCCAAAGCCGUAAGAAUAUUUUCAUUCAUGAACGAACUUUGAAACGCUUAGAGAUUCUUAACAAACGGCGCUUAAUCGCUUUAUAUAUCAUAUAUACGCGGUCGUCUCGUCCAUUUUUUACUGUCAGGGAUUACUUUUAUUCCAGACGUGGCCUUGUCAUAUCGUAUCAGCGUUUAAUUCACGAUACGAUGUCCUUCGAUGGCUUGUUUCAAUGACCUAAGGACACUCUUUGUGAAGCAGAAAGGCUUUUUUCUUAUCCUGACACUCAUCGGAGCAUUAACUACUGCGAUUUUGUGGCAAACACGAGCUUUCUUUGAAGAACAGCUUCCCAUAUCGUCGCAACAGAUUCAUGAAGAAUCCAACGAAUGGAUAAGCAAGAAUAUUUCUGAUUCUGAGAUGAAAUGUGCGCCCAAAAUCGAAAAUUCAUUUUCCAAGAUAUCACAAUCAAAUAUGAGCUGUCGAUUACCAGUUCUCGAUCCAUUUGAUCCAUCUAUGAUGAAGUAUAUCUCGAAAACGACUUACCCAGAAUGCCCCGGAAAAGAACAUGGGCAGUUGGUCAAUGGGAUAUUUAAAUUUACAGAUGACGUUUUAAAUGCAACGUAUCGCUCAAUCACGAGAAACGGUGAUUUUGCGGUAAAGUUGAGUAAAGUCAAACCGCUACGCCACGACCAACCAAUCACAGACGAAUUCCUGGAGGUCGAUUUCAAACUGAAAGAUGGCACCACGUCCAAAGAAUUUUUUCCCCAAGUUGUUCCGCGCGAAAGUUUGCUGAACCGACGCCCGCAAAAACCGCCCGGGAUUCCGUUGAACAUUCUCAUAAUCGGCGUCGAUUCUCUUUCUCACGCGGGAGCGAAACGCAAGCUCCCGAAAAUUUACGAGUUUUUGCAGAAAGAGCUCGACGCGGAUGUUUUCCAGGGUCACACGGUGACGGGUGAUGGAACGACACGACAAUUAACUCCCAUGUUGACUGGAAAGAAGUUUACAGAGCAAUACGAGGGAAGAGCAGGUUUCAAAGGGGCUCGCACUCUUGAUGACUGGACCUGGAUCUAUAGACAGUUGACAGAGCAUGGCUACAUAACAGGCCACUCUGAGGACAGUAUCGAGUCCGGACCAUUCCACUAUCGUCUCAAGGGAUACACAAAUCAACCGACUGAUUUAUACUCAAGACCUUUCUUUGAACGGGCGAAGAGAUUCAACAAAGGACGGCCAAACUUAUGUCUUAACAGCAAAAAUAUUGCGCGGUACCAAUUUGAUUAUAUCAAAAGUGUGUUCGAAAGACUGCCGGACCAACUGAAAUUCUUUUUUUCCUUUAAUGCCGGUCACGGACAUCACGGAGUGAACCUAGUCCAAAAAAUCGAGCGAGAUUUUCUCAACCUGUUGCGAGAAGUAAAGUCUAAAGGCUACCUUAACAAUACUUUACUGAUUGUGAUGGGCGAUCAUGGAUUACGCUAUGGGCAGUUGAGACAAACGGUUCAAGGAAAGCUAGAGGAACGCCUCCCUCUGUUCUCGAUGACCUUCCCCCCCUGGUUCAAGUCUCGCUACCCAAAACUUGCCGCAACUUUAAAGACGAAUACGAAACGUUUGACAUCAUGGUUUGAUGUGUACGCGACGUUUCGUCACAUGUUGUCGUACCCAGACCUCCCAUCGGAUUUGAAGCACGGUCAAAGUCUUUUCACCGAAGUGCCGAAAUCUCGCACAUGCGCAGAGGCAAGCAUCCCCGAACACUGGUGUCCGUGUUUGGAGUGGUCAGGGGUAAACGCGCAGCACAGCCACAUCAAGAACUCGGCGUUAGCUACUCUAGAAUUUAUUAAUAGUCUCAACGAGGAGAAAAAUAAGAGCAGAACGUUGUGCGAAAAAUUGAGAUUGAAAAAAGUCAGCUAUGCAAUGCUUGAGAUGCCCAACAAUCGUGUUCUACGAUUUCGUGAAGUGGGCAUGGAUUGGAAGACCAGGUUCAAUGAUGACUACGGUGGUCCACUUGCGUACACCUGUAAUUAUCAAGUGCAAUUCGUAGCAGCGCCUAGCAACGGUAUUUACGAGGCGACGGUUAGAUUUGUACGAGGCAAAUUUAUAGUAAACGUCGGAAUUAGUCGUAUUAAUGUCUACGGCAGCCAACCGAACUGCAUAGCAGACGAGUUUCCGCAUCUUAGGAAGUUUUGCUUUUGUGCGAAUGGUACAAAAAGCUGACACAGGGCGUAUUGAUGAACGUUCGACGAAGACAAACCAUGUCCGUUUGCCA